Entrophospora candida is the source of this 894-nucleotide messenger RNA. Lineage: Eukaryota; Fungi; Glomeromycota; Glomeromycetes; Entrophosporales; Entrophosporaceae. The record is from the annotation of a GenBank genome assembly.
AUGUCAAGUUCUAAUAAAAAUAGCAAAAAAAAACUACAUCAACUUUUAUUACAAAAAGAGAAUCUAAGUGAUAUUCUUAAAAGAAAAGCUGAAUAUCUAGCAGUUGAUCCAAACGACCAAGAUAACAAAAAAAAACGGGUUAGACGACCUCAGUAUAUAGAAUUUGAAGAAGCAUUAGUAUUAUGGUCAGUAUUGGUCGACAAUGCACCAGUUCAUUCUCAUGAAAUUUUGGAUACUUUGAGCAAUCUAAAGGUGAAAUUUUUUUUACCAAAUACUAUCAGUCAUCUACAACCGUACGAUGCGAGAAUUAUUCAAGCACAGUAUAAAAAAUUGUUGGUUCAUGAUCGCAUCGAGGCUUACGAGACAGCUCAGGUAUUAGAAAAAUCUGUUGCACUAGUUACAAUAUAUGAUGUGAUUUGUUUUACCAAAAAAGCAUGUAACGUCAACAGUUUACAACAACGUAGAUUACCAUCUUUAUUAUUAACAACUACAACAACCUCAACCCUUACUUCAUCUUUACAAUCAUUACCACAAACACCUCAAUCACCAAUCAAAAAAUCAAAUCUUACUUGCACUUUUUCAGAAUUGCCAAAUUGGAUGAAAGAUAACAGUGCCAUCAUUAGAGGAUAUAGGUUACCAACAUUCUCAUACAUUAAAUGCAUAAACUCAUUAUUUUAUCUCCAUAAUGAAAGUGUGAAUAUUUGGUCUCAUUUUGUUGGAGCAAUGAUAUUUUUGGUUCUUUCAAUUUUCACUUUUCUUUAUUUCAAAACAGAACCAACAAUUGAAUUCUUUGAAACUGUGGUUUGCGCAAGUUGGAAUAGAUGUGAUUACGUUGGAAUUGUUGCUUUAAUUGUUGGAUCAAAUGUUCCUUUGGUAUAUUAUGGUAUGGUUUGA